Brenthis ino (lesser marbled fritillary) is the source of this 744-nucleotide messenger RNA. NCBI's taxonomy places the organism in Eukaryota, Metazoa, Arthropoda, Insecta, Lepidoptera, Nymphalidae. The record is from the annotation of a GenBank genome assembly.
AUGACCGCCGCUGGUAAUACGACCACAAGACUUCUUGGCAUUUUCCAAAAGGUGGAUUACGUGUUUCUAGUGGGCGUCGGCGGUGGGGUCCCGCAUUACACCGACUACUCGAAACACGUGAGACUUGGAGACGUUGUCGUUUCGACGCCCGCUUCAGACCUUCAAGAUAAGUACGUAUACAUUUUCUGUGAGAAGGCAGAACGUAACGACAAAGGUGGUUGGGACUAUGAAGUUAAGCCAUACAAGCCGGCUGAUUAUCUCUUGCAAGAUAUCGCUGUCCGUGUCGCCGGCUCGUCGAAUUCAUGGACUACAUAUGUUAAUGAAGGCCUAGAACGUUUGCGGGGAGUUCCGGGAAGAUGGGAAGUACCGGAAGAAGCGACAGACCGCCUGUGCGUCGACGUCGGCGGCGGCGCCUUCAUAGAGGUGUCCCAUCCCACCCCACAGGGAGAUGAAACCCGCAGCCCGCGCGUGCACUGCGCGCCGGUGGCGGGCGGGCGGCAGGUGGCGGGCGCGGGCGAGGCGCGCGCCGCCUUCGCCGCGCACGCGCGCGCGCGCGCCUACGACUGCGAGCUGGACGCCGUGCUCGACAGCGUCGUCGGCAACUGCAAGGACUGCUUCGUCUCUAUACGAGGUAUUUCGGAUUACCGUGAUGGUACAAGAGGCAAGGAGUGGCAGCCGCACGCCGCGCUCGCGGCCGCCGCCGUCAUGAAGGCCAUCAUCACUGCUCUGGCACCACCAUCCGAU